Molecule: messenger RNA, 1188 nt
Organism: Megalopta genalis
Lineage: Eukaryota; Metazoa; Arthropoda; Insecta; Hymenoptera; Halictidae
Product: pancreatic triacylglycerol lipase
Biological process (GO): lipid catabolic process
Molecular function (GO): lipase activity; serine hydrolase activity
Source: RefSeq, a predicted model, not a curated record
UAUCUCCUCCUCCCGUUCUCCGAAUUCCGAAAUAUAUAUAUAUAAAGAGAUCACCAAAUCCAGAAUCAAACAUGAAGACGUUCGUACAGCUCGGUUUCCUGCUGAUCAGCGGUCUUGGAAUAUUAGGCACAGACUUGGAAACGCUGAUCGAAAACGAAAAAAACGAUCUUGAUCCCGGAGAUAAAUUAGUGGCUAACCAAGUAAACGAAGCUACUUCCGAUGAAACCUGGGAGGAGAAAAAGAAGGAUUUGCGUAAACAGAUCUCCUUCUACCUUUAUACCAAAGCUAACCCGACCGAUGGACAACAACUGUAUGUCGGUGAUGUCGACGCACUGAAGGGCAGCAAUUUCAAUUUUAGCAGACCUACGAAAUUUCUCACACAUGGAUGGAUAAACACUGUGAAAGAUGACGCGGUCUCUUUGAUUAGAGAUGCUUAUUUGAAGCAUGGUGAUUACAAUAUCAUUGGGAUCGACUGGUCUAAAAUAUCAUUCGGUCCGUAUGUAAAGGUUAGUAAUCGUGUUCUAGUGGUGGGCAAAUACUGCUCAUCCUUCAUCGAUUUUCUUCAAACACAAGGAUUGGAUUUAUCACGUGUAGCCAUAAUCGGUCACUGUCUUGGUGGUCACGUAGCCGGACUGUCGGCUCGUUAUGCUAAAGGCAAGGUGGACCGUGUUGUCGCUUUGGAUCCAGCUUUGCCACACUUCGCGCUGACUGCAUCAGGCGAAAGAUGUGCUCGGAAUGAUGCGAAGUACGUGGAAGUGGUACACACGAAUGGAGGUGUUUUUGGUUUCGAAAAAGCGAUUGGGGACGUCGACUUCUAUCCCAAUGGCGGUGGUCUACAAGCUGGCUGCAAAAGCAACACCUGUUCGCACCUGCGGGCCUACAAGUAUUUCGCGGAGUCCAUCAACAGCAAAGUGGGCUUCGAAGCAGUGAAAUGCCCCACCUAUUCUGAUUUCCGCCAGGGUGCAUGCAAUUCGAAUGAUAAGGUUUUCUUGGGAGGUCCGAAUCCUAAUAAUGAUGCCAAGGGAGUAUACUUUUUCGACACGAACGAAUAUUCCCCUUUCGCUAAGGAGAAUUCAUUUGGCACUCGCUUGCCCCCAAGCUGACGGCAUCGUUUAGUGUUUUACCGAUUUUACUAGCAGGCACACAAUCGUCGAUUUCUAUUGUAAAUUUAAUAAAAAUUCGUGGCAA